Messenger RNA from Mycena citricolor, 1328 nucleotides. The record is from the annotation of a GenBank genome assembly. Lineage: Eukaryota; Fungi; Basidiomycota; Agaricomycetes; Agaricales; Mycenaceae.
CUAGUUUGCCGUACCACGAGCAAGUUCACCCAUCACGUCAUCGGGCAGCUUACUAAACGCGACGUGUCAUGCCCGCCCCUUGGGCCUUUAUGCAUUAGUGCCCACUCAAUGCAAAGCGGCCUCGUUCCAACGCAGCACAUAUAAUACAGGGACGACGCGAUUAAUGUCUAUCUAUCCACAGAGUCUACUUUACGAUCCCACUCCACCGCGACACCACAACGAUGCGUUACACCGCGCUCGAUUUCCUCAUUGCUCAAUGGUCGACCCAGCACCCCGUCGUCAAAGCUGACUUAGCGGGAAAGACCGUCGUCGUCAUCGGCGCCAAUACUGGUCUGGGCUUCGAGGCCUCGAAGCACUUUGCGCAGAUGAACCCUGGCAGGCUUAUUCUUGGCUGCCGGAGCGAGAGCAAGGGGAUGGAGGCCGUAGAGAAGAUCAAGAAAGACACAGGAUUCUCAGCAGAGCUGUGGCUUAUCGACCUCGCCGAUUUUGGCUCCGUCUCUGCGUUCGCCGAUCGUUUCGAACAUGAUUGUGAACGGCUGGAUAUCCUGGUCGAGAAUGCAGGUGUUUCAACGGACAAGUACACAGUCAGCAAGGAUGGCUGGGAAACCUCGUCCCACAGUAUGCAGGUCAACGACCUCUCAACGCCCCUCCUCGCGCUGCGUCUGCUUCCUCUGAUGAUCAAGACCGCCCGAGAGCAUCAGAUAACACCGCGCUUGGUCAUCGUUGCUAGUGACGUGCAUUACUGGACAGAAAUAUCCAAGGAAGUUGCCGAGGACCCUUCACCGUUGUCGGUCUUGGGGGGUGCCGAGUUCUGCUCCGUCCCUAAGCAAAUGGCCAAUCGGUACUUUUUGACGAAGCUACUCAAUGUGUUCUUUGUGCGCGCCUUCAACGACCGCCUCCCUCUCGCCACGCCCGUCGUCAUCGACACUGUCAAUCCCGGGUUCUGCCGCAGCGAAUUAAUCCGCGAAGCAGUAGGACUCAUUAGACUCGUAUUCCCCAUCAUGCAGCUCCUCCUCGCGCAUCCGACCGAGGUGGGGAGCAGGCAGCUGGUGUAUGCUGCCCUCGGCGAAGGCAACGGUGAGAAGCUGCGCGGGCAGUUCAUCACGAACUACGGUGUCGCGGAAGUCAGCGACUUUAUUCUCACUCCGAUGGGUGUCAAGCUCCAGGACAGGCUUUGGGACGACUUGAUUGACAUCCUCAAGAAGGUGGAUCCAAAAGUGGAUGGCAUCGUCAAUUCCUACCUAUCGGUCCUAUAGUUCAACUUCGUUCAACUAAUUGUGAGAUGCAUUUGCAACCUGGUAGAAUGAGCACUUGUCGCCGGGAUAGGA